Messenger RNA from Acinonyx jubatus (cheetah), 5391 nucleotides. RefSeq names its product EH domain binding protein 1 (gene EHBP1). NCBI's taxonomy places the organism in Eukaryota, Metazoa, Chordata, Mammalia, Carnivora, Felidae. The coding region runs from base 1080 to 4373 and encodes 1097 amino acids. The record is from RefSeq and is a predicted model, not a curated record. Gene Ontology annotation, molecular function: protein binding. The transcript has 20 exons.
CAAGCUGCUUCUCAGUGUGUUUAAAAACUGUAUGUAAACAGCUUUUGACUUAGUAGACUGGCAACAGUUGAGAAUAUCCUACUGCAUACCAGUCAUUCUUGCCAUUCUUUGUUUCAGAGGCUGAAUUAAAUGAACUCCUUGGUGUGUAUAGUCUCUUGACUCUAGAGAAUGAACAAUAAUAUAAAAGUGAUAUUAUAGCAAGUUACAAAUUUUAAAUUGUGUAUUAUAGGGUGCCAUCCAUGUUUGUUUUGUAUUAAUUGUCUUUAGUGUAAGUAGUUGUACUCUGAAGUACAGACAGUUCAGUUUGUAGAGCUGUUUGAUGCAGCUGAGAUAUAAGAGGAACCCAAGAUGAAAAGUUCAGGAUAAGAGGGAUGAAAGAACUAAAGGGACUUUUACCAAUUCAUGUUCUUUGGCCCGGCCUUCCAAAAGUUGUAUAGCAAAGUACAAUUUUCUAUAUAAUUAUCCUUUUAAGCAAUCACUUCGUAAGUACUGAAUAGGCAUUGCACAAAGGUAAUUCCUACACCAGUUCUGAUCUCCUAAGUGUAAAAUUGUAACUGUAUAAAAUGAGGAAAACAUGCCUGGAACAGGAAAAAUGUAACAUUUACCAUGCUUGUUGCAUACAUUCAAGUCAAGGAUGAGUGUAUGUUUGGGGUGUAAUGAAAGGGUUAGUACUUACUUGGAGAGGAAGAUCAGGGAGGGAAGAAAUGGAAAUUCUAAGCCUGGAUUUGAAAGGUGAGAGAAGGAAGCUAGCUAUGAACAUUUCGAUCCAAUCUGAAUCAUAGUUCUAAAUGUAUUUGAGCCAGUGGAAUGUGGUUACUAUAUUUGGCCAUGUCUACUUAACUGAUUAGACUGGAUUCUGUGCGUCAGUCAAAAUGAGAUGUUUGGCACUCAUCUACAGGGCAGCAAAUGACUUGGUAGAUAACUGUAAGCCUCAUCUCUGGAAAGUUGGCUUUUGAGUGAGUGUGGCAGAGGGACAGUGCAGAAUGGAAGCAAUCAGUCUUUCAUCUCAGGACCUUAAAUUUUAGACUUAAAUACUGAGAACCUAAAAAUAAAGAUCUUACCCUGAAGUUCAAGCCAUAAUGAAAGGAAAGAAAACACAGGAAGAAAAGAGAAAACAAAAUCAGAGAAGGUCCUUUGAAUGUGGACUCCUUUCCACUGGGCAGAAGCAGGAUGAAGACAUGCAAAGUUUGGCUAGUUUGAUGAGUAUGAAGCAGGCUGACAUCGGCAAUUUAGAUGACUUUGAAGAAGAUAAUGAAGAAGAUGAUGAGAACCGAGUGAACCAAGAGGAAAAGGCAGCAAAAAUUACAGAAAUUGUAAACCAAUUGAAUGCUCUGAGCAGCUUAGAUGAAGAUCAAGAUGACUGCAUAAAGCAAGCAAAUAUGCCUUCAGCUAAAUCAGCCAGUUCCUCUGAAGAGCUUAUCAACAAACUUAACUUUUUGGAUGAAGCAGAAAAGGACUUGGCCACUGUGAAUUUAAAUCCAUUUGGUGAUCCUGAUGUAGCAGAAUUAAACCCAUUUGGAGAUCCUGACUCAGAAGAACCAGUCACUGAAACAGCAUCACCUAAAAAAACAGAAGAAUCUUUUUAUAAUAAUAGCUAUAAUCCCUUUAAAGAGGUACAGACUCCUCAGUAUUUGAACCCAUUUGAUGAGCCAGAAACUUUUGUAACUAUAAAGGAUUCUCCUCCCCAGUCUACAAAAAGAAAAAAUGUAAGACCUGUGGACAUGAGCAAGUACCUCUAUGCUGAUAGUUCUAAAACAGAAGAAGAAGAGUUGGAUGAAUCUAAUCCUUUUUAUGAACCUAAACCAGCUCUUCCACCAAAUAAUUUGGUAAAUCCAAUUCAAGAACUGGAAACCGAAAGGAGAAUGAAAAGAAAAGCCCCAGCCCCACCAGCCCUCUCACCAAAGAUAGGAGGAGUAAAUGAAAACACAGUUAUUUCUGCAGGAAGAGAUCUCUCCACUUCUCCUAAGCCAAGUCCUAUACCAAGUCCUGUUUUGGGGCGAAAGCCAAAUGCUAGUCAGUCAUUGCUUGUAUGGUGUAAAGAAGUUACAAAAAACUACCGGGGAGUGAAAAUCACCAAUUUUACUACAUCAUGGAGAAACGGUUUAUCUUUUUGUGCAAUAUUACACCACUUUAGACCAGAUUUAAUUGACUACAAGUCUCUGAAUCCUCAAGAUAUUAAAGAGAACAACAAAAAGGCAUAUGAUGGAUUUGCCAGCAUAGGAAUUUCCCGGUUGUUGGAACCUUCUGAUAUGGUUUUAUUAGCAAUUCCUGACAAACUGACUGUUAUGACUUAUCUUUAUCAAAUCAGGGCACAUUUCAGUGGCCAAGAACUGAAUGUUGUCCAGAUAGAGGAGAACAGCAGUAAAAGCACAUAUAAAGUUGGAAACUAUGAAACAGAUACAAAUAGUUCUGUUGAUCAGGAAAAAUUCUAUGCAGAACUUAGUGAUCUGAAACGGGAGCCUGAAAUACAGCAGCCUACCAGCGGAGCAGUAGACUUCUUGUCGCAAGAUGACUCUGUAUUUGUAAAUGAUAGUGGGGUUGGAGAGUCAGAAAGUGAACAUCAGACUCCUGACGAUCAUCUUAGUCCAAGCACAUCCUCCCCUUACUGUCGCAGGACUAAAAGUGACACAGAACCCCAAAAGUCCCAGCAGAGCUCUGGAAGGACUUCAGGAUCCGAUGACCCUGGAAUAUGUUACAAUACAGAUUCAAUCCACGCACAAGUUUUGUUAGGCAAGAAGAGACUCCUGAAAGCAGAGACUUUAGAAUUAAGUGACUUACACGUUAGUGAUAAGAAGAAGGAUGUGUCUCCACCCUUUAUUUGUGAGGAGACAGAGGAACAAAAGCUUCAGACUCUAGACAUCAGUAAUAACUUGGAGAAGGAAAAAUUAGAGAAUUCCAGACCCUUAGAAUGCAGAUCGGAUCCUGAAUCACCUAUCAAAAAACCAAGUUUAUCUCCCACUUCCAAACUUGGAUACUCAUACAACAGAGAUGCAGACCUUACAAAGAAAAAACGUACUUCCCUAAGGCAGACAGAGUCUGAUCCAGAUGCUGAUAGAACCACUUUCAAUCAUGCAGAUCAUUCCACAAAAACAGUCCAGCAUCGAAUGUUAUCCAGACAAGAAGAACUUAAAGAAAGAGCAAGAGUUCUGCUUGAGCAAGCAAGAAGAGAUGCAGCUUUAAAGGCAGGAAAUAAGCAGAAUACCAACGCAGCCACACCACUCUGCAACAGGCAGCUAAGUGAUCAGCAAGAUGAAGAGCGACGUCGGCAGCUGAGAGAGAGAGCUCGUCAGCUAAUAGCAGAAGCUCGAUCUGGAGUGAAGAUGUCAGAACUUCCCAGCUAUGGUGAAAUGGCUGCAGAAAAGUUGAAAGAAAGGUCAAAGGCAUCUGGAGAUGAAAAUGAUAAUAUUGAGAUAGAUACUAACGAGGAGAUUCCUGAAGGCUUUGUUGUAGGAGGUGGAGAUGAACUUACUAACUUAGAAAAUGACCUUGAUACUCCCGAACAAAACACUAAGUUGGUGGACUUGAAGCUAAAGAAGCUCCUAGAGGCUCAGCCACAGGUGGCAAAUUCACUUUCCAGUGCUGCACAGAAAGCUAUAACUGAGAGCUCAGAGCAAGACAUUAAGAAUGGCACAGAAGAUCUCCGGACUGAACGAUUACAAAAAGCAACAGAACGAUUUAGAAAUCCUGUUGUUUUCAGCAAGGAUUCUACAGUCAGAAAAACUCAACUUCAGUCUUUCAGUCAAUAUGUUGAGAAUAGACCAGAGAUGAAAAGGCAGAGAUCAAUACAGGAAGAUACAAAGAAAGGAAAUGAGGAGAAGACAGCGAUAACUGAAACUCAGAGGAAGCCAUCAGAAGAUGAAGUGCUUAAUAAAGGGUUCAAAGACACCAGUCAGUAUGUUGUAGGAGAAUUGGCAGCACUAGAGAAUGAGCAAAAGCAAAUUGACACCCGUGCCGCGCUGGUGGAGAAGCGCCUUCGCUAUCUCAUGGACACAGGAAGGAACACAGAAGAAGAAGAAGCUAUGAUGCAGGAAUGGUUUAUGUUGGUGAAUAAGAAAAAUGCCUUAAUAAGGAGAAUGAACCAGCUUUCUCUCCUGGAAAAAGAGCAUGAUUUAGAACGACGGUAUGAGCUGCUGAAUCGGGAAUUGCGGGCAAUGCUAGCCAUUGAAGACUGGCAGAAAACCGAGGCCCAGAAGCGACGCGAGCAGCUCCUGCUGGAUGAGCUGGUGGCCUUGGUGAACAAGCGCGACGCGCUCGUCAGGGACCUGGACGCGCAGGAGAAGCAGGCUGAAGAAGAAGAUGAGCAUUUGGAGCGAACUCUGGAGCAAAACAAAGGCAAGAUGGCCAAGAAAGAAGAGAAAUGUGUUCUUCAAUAGCAGCCGGACCAGAAUCUCCCAAUAUUUUAAUCCUGGGUCCCCCGACCAGAAAAUGUCAGAUUCGUUGUUGAUUUAAAACUUUUAACAUUUUUUCGGGGCUGGAUUGUACUUCUUUACCACCACCCCCACCCCUUUUCCUCCCUCUUUGCCAGAUAAUAUACAAAACUCCAAAAUAGCUUUGUUUAAGGAUUUGUGUGUGUGUGAGUUAAUCAUUUUCUUGAAAUCAUGUGAAAUAAAUUUGCACAGAUACCUUGUGAGUGAUUGGUAUUGAGAGUGUUCAAGAGGCUGUUCAAAGAAAAAAGAAAAAAACCUUUCUCUUAUUAUUUUCCCCUCAGUUUUUGAUGGGAGGAAAAUUUGGAACAUUUUUGUUGUUGUUGUUGUUGUUGUUGUUGUUGUUGUUGUUGUUAAUAGCAUAAAUGGUGGGGAGGGGGGUGGAAGUGGGGGUAAGAAAAAUGUCAUGAAUGAUUUUUUUUCCAGUCCUGCCAUAUGUAACACUUGACUCUGUUACCUAAAUUUUAUAGUUAGAUCAUAUUCAAUCUACUUAUUAAACUGUGUUCUAUUUACCAGUGGGAUUUUCUGCAGUUGUUUUGCAUUUCACUGUAAGGAUAAUAGAGUUCCUGUCCUCUGCUUUCCUUAGAGGAUGGCCCUUUAAUGUAGCCUGAGACAAGUCCUGUGAUUUGAAGGUGAGCUGUGAGGAUGGGGCUAAUUGACAUGCAUCAGUUUACAAAGACGGUCUUAUCAUCUGAGAAUGCGCCAUCUUUUGCUCUGGAUAAUUAUUUAUUACAUCUAGCUUGGUUCCUACAUUUUGUUGGGUCUCAACAUUGGCUCAAGAAUGCUGUUAAUAUUUAUUCUGUAUUGAUAAAAGUCUGUCUUGCCACUAUGAGUAAGUCCCCCAAUUAAUAUUUUCUUCUCUAGCAUAGCACUGUCAUUUUUUGUGUGAAAAUGGUUAUCUGUUUAUUUAUUACAAUACUGAGUCAUAUAUAAAUUUUCAAUAAAAGCAGAAACUUUCUUACCUUAA